Messenger RNA from Lytechinus pictus (painted urchin), 5066 nucleotides. RefSeq lists its product as uncharacterized. The record is from RefSeq and is a predicted model, not a curated record. The coding region runs from base 1 to 2223 and encodes 740 amino acids. The transcript has 3 exons. NCBI's taxonomy places the organism in Eukaryota, Metazoa, Echinodermata, Echinoidea, Temnopleuroida, Toxopneustidae.
AUGACGAAGGGAUAUGUCAUUAAGGGGAAACGAGAGAAGACAGUAGGAGAGAACAAAGUCAAGGCUGUGAUCUCCAACUUCACCAGUGCCAUUGAUUAUGCCAAACCACCCAGACAGGAGCCACCAGUCUACAGGGCUGGCAAUGAGAAGCAGGAUGACGACAAGUCCGAACUGAUGAUGCCAAGGAAAGGAGGAAAGAAAGGGAGAGAAGGAGAGACAGAGGAGAAGAACAAGAAACCAGAGUUCUCCAAUGAUGUCCGGUCUUUCGCUAUUGUCCUGAUGGAGAUGAUGGCUUGGUUAAAGCAGAAGCAAGUUGAUCAGGGUUUGGAUCAAGACAAUGCUGUUGGCUACAAAGGCCAUAUCCUUUGGGAUAAACCUGAUCAAGGGUCAGUCAUCGGAGCGAGACUUGCUGGUGAGGGAUGUGUCAAAUCAGUAAGGGGUGUCCCUAGUGUUUUUUACUCCCCUAAUGUCAGUCAGGAGAGACUGGAUAUUGAAGCUGGUCAACUCUUGAGUGAUGGAGCAGGAAGUGGAAAGGAAGGGACAGAUGAUAGGAAUGGCACACCAAGUCCAAAGAGGAUUUACUAUGCAAAUCAGGGUUACGCUGUAGAGGAUAUGCGAGCCAGGAGGGCAAUGAGUGAUGCUGGAGUUUAUCGUAAGAUUUUGAAUAAGAGAAUGGACCGAACAAACCUCCCUCCAAGACCCAAAAGUGGUGUUGCUGAUGUUCCUUCAAGAGAAAACCUUGACAGUACAUAUGUUGGACAUGUAAAGGGUAAGAAAGGAGGUAGCAGGGAAGAUGAUGCAGAGAGGUUGAUAAAACCAGAUGAUGGUGAUGCUCAUGGUUACCAUAGUAACAGACAUGGAGGAAUGGUAUCUGAUUACAAUAAAAAUAAUUUAACAGGAGAUGGAAGCUGCUUGAAGGACAAUCCGCGACUAGCGGCAACAUUUCCACGACGUUCAAUGAUGUCAUCUGAAAUCCUGAAGAGCGAAAAGCGGCACAGCUUGUGUAGCAGUGAUAGCGGGAUAUCAUCACCUCGAAACUCUAUGAGAAGUACUAAUAAGUGUGGACAGAGUAAAAAAGCAGAUGCUCACUUGAUAGAACUGAAUGACAGGGUAGAAUCAGCUCUCUCUGACAGUGAAGCCACUCGAGGUACAGCGGUUUCAAAGUUGAGAGGCAUGUUGGAUGCAACUGCUCAGAAUUUGAAGGUCAGUGAAGGGUCUACUGAUGGAGAUUCUUGCCAUGAGGAUGACUCCAUGAUAGAAUAUGGACCGAAUUUCAGAAACAAUCAUAGGAGAAAACCCAAACAGCAACACUCUUGUCCAAGUGACACAGGAAGUGAUGACUCCAAAUCUGAUGUUGAAAAAUCAUAUCGGUCAAGAGUAAAAUCAUGUGACCAAAGUGAUACAGAAAAAGAGACAGAUUAUGAAAGUGAUAGAAGGAGAGGUAGUGGAGAUGGAGCAGAGACGCGCUCCACGAGUUCCCUCUCCAAGUUCUAUGUCCGCAAAAAGUCAUUGACGCCAUUCACAGCAGGGAUCCCAGAAUCGCUGACCCCACCCUGCAGUCGACCUGUCAGUAGGGCCAGCAGUGCGGCUUCCCUCCUAGAUGCUCAGGACUCUUGCAGGGCUAAGUCUUACUAUGAAGGCUCCAAGGGACAACGUAAGUUCUCACUAGGUGCUGUUAAACAUGAAGGACAAGUAUAUGCCUUACCGAGUGGUUCAGCCUAUGGCUACUCACAUGCUACACUACCCAAAGACCACCCAUCUAGAAGCAGAUGUCGAACCAUGGAUGUUCGAUCAAUGACUUUGUCCAGAGCUUCUAACAUUCAAGACCAUCAGAUUGUCAUGGGGCGCAAUGGAUGGGGAUACUCCCAUUUAGUAGUUGGCGGCAGCGGUGUCCGUACGCUACCACAAGCGAUGCACAAUGGGGAGCACUUCUUUAUCAGGACAGUUCCCAGUGGAGUCACUAAACACCAUGUAGCCUAUAGUCAGCAGCUUCUGAGUGCUCUUCCUUGCCUCAAGGUAGGGGCAGGUCAGGAUCAACUCCUAGAGGUUGGGGACACCCAUGUAGCCAUCAUGGAAUGGCUGGUAGUUAUCAGGGAUUCUGACAGUUGCCUCAAUAAACAGUUACUGAACAUUCUGAAAGCUUGUUGGAGCCGAGAGCCAUGUCCAGAGGCCAAUGACGUCCACUGCAUGCUGGAUAAUUGUGUGACAGAAGUUCCACUUUGAUGAGGGCAAAGGUCACUUAGCACCCUAGUUACCCCAAAAAACAUUAUUUUUGGAUGAUUAUUUUAGUACAAAAAUUGUCAGCUGCAAGAUGGCAAUUACAUGCAAGAGAAUGAUAAGACACUUUUCCUUUAAUCACCUUACCUAAAUAUUUCUGAGCAAAUAUUGAUCUGUUUUAUAGUAAAUUUUGUAUACUAAAAGUUUAUUUGUAAAUGUAUAUGAAACACUAUAUGCAGACAUUUUUUUUAAGAUUUGUGCUCACAUACAACUCACUCUAAAUCUUUUCAGUCCCUCUUGUACACAUCUACAAAAUUGAUUAAAAACAAUGAUGUGAUGAUACAGCAUUUCAUUGAGUGAUACAUACACAUUCCAUUAUUGUGUUUAGGGGGAUCACAAACAUACUUAUUGGUUAAAUUGGUAUGCAUGAACAUUUGCUUAAAGUUCUUUUAAUAAAGAUCCACAUAAAUGCAUAUUAUCAAAUUCCUUUCCGAAAUUCCCACACAUUUUAAAAACAUGUCUUUUUGGCCCCUUUUCUUCAUACCACCUUGAGAGUACACCAUAUCAAUCAGUAAGGAAUUAUAUUGAUUUGACUGGAAUAUAAGAUGUGUUUUUAACUACAUUUUGUUAUGCUGUCUCUAUGAAUGUCAGCUGAACAUCCAUUUCCCCAUGACUGGAAAAAAUGACAAUGUAGAUAUAUAUGAAUAACAUAUAGAUGUUUCAAUGUUAAGUAAAUGCCCAUUAUUUUUUUAGUUUAGGAGCGGUGUUAAAAUGAAACUGACAAAUGGUGCCACCAUGUUUUGAGAAUGAUUGCCUAUUAACACCCUGAUUUAGGUCUGUAAUUUGGAAGCUUCAACAUACUCUAACACCGUCUGCUGUGAAUUGUUACAGAAUGGCAUUGCUAGACAUCAGUAUGUGACAGGACAUUACCAGGUAAAGGAAUCUUAUCUAAGGUUUCCAAACUCCACAUUAUGAGCAUGAACAUGAUAUCCCUUGUAAACAUGAUAUGUAUCAUUGAUGAGGAUAUUGCAGAAUCUGCUCAUAUUUACCAAGAAGCAUCCAUCAUGUAUAUCAUUACAUCAGUGGUGUCUAGCUGCAUUAAUUAACUCAUCGGCAGUAAACCGAUCUGUGAAGUCUUGUGCUGACAUGGAGUGAACUCAAAGCACUAAUAUCCUGGAAUGUAGCUCGACAGACACUUACAAGACACCCUUAAUUAGUCGUCUAAGCUCUUGGAAUGACACCACCUUGGAGUGAGUCAUGGUGGGAAGCCACUGAAGGGGUUAUUAGCCAGGGGAUAGAUGGGGACAAUGUUAUGGUCCCAUGAUGGAGUAUGUGUAUACACUCUUUAGUAAGGAUGGGGUGUUGAGGUGUUUUGAUGUGGGACAGGAGUUUCUAGGCAAACCUAUAUUUACAAUUGCUUGUAUGUGUCCUGCGACUAUUAUACCUUCCAUGACAUAAAACAAUUUUGAUUGAAUCCAGGUUUCAAGAUUAUUAAGAAUAUUCGGUCCCCAGUUAUGAAGAAUCAUAUCAUAUAUAUUACUUAUAUCCGUUAAACUCUAAUCACCGGUACAUAUGUAUAAAAAUAGAGGGUGCAGUUCUCUCUUAUUGGUUUUGGAGUUAACAGUCACCAUGUCGUAAAAGUAUAUGGUUCUUUUACAAUAUAAUUGAAAUUCUUUAUAAGAUUAUAUUGUGUUUCUGAAAUACUUUCCUAUCAUGACAUUCGAUAAGAAAUGGAAUCGCCAGAAAGCUGAAUCAUUUGAUUCAACAUCUAGACACAUGAAAUCACUGUCUUUCCAAUCUGUUGUCAUAAAGCCGUUUGUAAUAUGUUGCAUAACUCUUACAACAUUUUUGUGUGUGGUAAAGUGGGGCAAAACAAAAACAACUCAUUAUUCUUAUUGGUACAAAGACAAAUGGGUGGUAUAAUGAUAGCCAUAUGGUUUAGUUAAACAUGGGUUAACUUAGACCACACUUUUACAAAGUGCCAGGUGUCAACUUAUUCCAAAUUAAGAAUUAUUGCUAUACUGCUGCAAAAAAAGUUAUCAAACAAUUAGCUGAGCUGUGAAAUGAGAAGAAUAUAGGAAAAUAUGAAAAUAUAAUGAAUUUUAAGAAAUAAGUUGAUACAUUAUAAUCGCCGUGAAUGUGGAAGAAAUAUUAUGAAACCCAGCAUUCCAUAGAAAUGUGCUUUAUAAUUCUAGUUUAGACUAGGGUUAAACCUAGGUUUGAUUAUCAGAAUACCACCUGUUAUGUUUUGGUCCAAUUUCAGAAGUUUUCCUCAUGAGGCAAAGUGGUCGCUUUGACCCAUAAGAAUGUGUUUGGUUAUGUAGAUGGUGUUUGGUAACAUGAGAAUCCUCUUGUUGAUACAGACAGAACCCUUCAAGGAAUCUCAACAAUAUGCAAUCAAGAUUUUCAGCUCCUUGAUUGCAAUCUCAUCGGCUACAAGAAUAUUAGUUUCAUUUACACUACAGAAAACUAAAGCUUAACUCUAAAUCUCCAAAAUAGUAAAAAUGAUAUAAAGGAUGAAAAUAAUAUUUGACAAAUUUAUUUAUGGAAUUUUUUCUUUACUACCUACUACAAAAAGUACUUGAAUAAAAUCAUUGGUUGGUGUUUGUCUCAAUAUUCUGGUCUUUAGAAGAUUAGUGAAAAUGUUUGACUUGACACUGGUAUGUUUAUGAUUGUUAAAGCAGGUAAAAUCACAUUACUUGGAUAAAACAAGAGCGUGACCUAUACUACAGAAGUCAUUUAACCAUCAACAUAUUCUUAAACAGGCUUUUGGAUUUUGAAUUUUCAGGAUAUUUAUUAGCUAAGUGGCUAGCUAAUUAAAGAUUUACCUAUAACUCUGAAAUGUACAC